AAUAGAGGUAGAAGUCUUAAAAAAAAAAGUGUAGAGCAGAAAGGAAGUAUCAAGCAUGAAGAAAAAUAAUCAAAUAAAAAAAAGGGGUAAUUUGAAUGAGGAAGGAGGAUACGUUUGCAAUCUGAUCGGAGACUCCUAGACUGGGCAGCCCAAUUUGCUUUUGCGAGGUAACAAAGUAAGUAACUAGUUAUUAUCAUCACAAGGUUGAAGAUCCAAGAUUCAAUCCCAAUUGGCAUGGAGACUCAUCCCGGAAUAUCUCCACCUCCACUUCUACUUGUUUUUGUCUUUUCGGUUUUGUUUUUGUUUUGUGCUGUACAUUCUUCUGACCUUUCAACAACAAAAGCUUCUCUGGCCCUCCAUGAUUGCGAGCAAUGUCAUCGCAACAAGGAACAAGAUAUUUCUACAGCUAGAAACCCCGAUGAAAAGGAUAUUGAUAUAAUUGCAACAUACAGCGAUGCUUCUGGCCAUGUUCGACUCGCAAGGUUGAAAAUGAGGGAUUUAUCUGAUUCCUGGAUUUGGGAAAACCCUACUAAUGGAAACAAUGAAUUUCAAAAGAGCUCCCAGGAAUUGAUGGAAUCAUUUCAAACUGACUCAAGAUUUGAAGACAAUGGCAAGCACUCCACAGAUGAACAUUAUCCUGAAGAAAACAAAAUUGACAUUCCCCGUUCCUCAUCAAUGACGCCAAUGAAGAUCAAGCGUCAGAUAAUGCGGCAAGAAAGACGGAAAGCUCGUGCAUCGGAACUUAUUCAAGAAGACAAAGAAACCGACAAUCACAUUGUAUCAGCAGCAAUUGAACGCUCUGAAGGAUUUGAUACCACUAUCAAGGGAAAGUAUAGUAUAUGGAGGAGAGAAUAUGAAAACCCAAAUUCUGAUUCAACUCUGAAACUCAUGCGAGAUCAAAUAAUAAUGGCCAAAGCAUAUGCCAACAUUGCAAAGUCCAAGAACAAAACUGUUCUAUACGAAGCUCUUGUCAAACACUCCAGAGAUAGUCAACAAGCUAUAGGAGAAGCCAGUUCUGAUAUCGAGCUUCACCUUGGAGCACUUGAUCGAGCAAAAUCUAUGGGUCAUGUUCUUUCCAUAGCAAAGGACCAACUUUAUGACUGCCUUUUGGUGGCAAGGAAGUUCAGGGUGAUGCUUCAAUCAACCGAAGAUAGAGUGAAUAUACAGAAGAAAAGAAGUGCAUUCUUGAUUCAGCUGGCUGCAAAAACUGUGCCUAGACCAUUGCAUUGCCUUCCCCUACAACUUGCAGCGGAUUAUUACCUGCAGGGCUAUCAUAAGAAAGGAAAUCUUGACAAAGAAAAGGCUGAAGAUCCAUCUCUUUACCACUAUGCUAUCUUUUCUGAUAAUGUAUUGGCUACAUCUGUGGUUGUUAAUUCUACUGUGCAGAAUGCAAAGGAACCUGAGAAGCAUGUUUUCCAUAUAGUGACGGAUAAACUGAAUUUUGCAUCAAUGAGAAUGUGGUUUCUCGUCAACCCUCCUUCUAAAGCAACCAUUGAAGUUCAGAAUAUUGAUGAUUUCAAGUGGCUGAAUUCCUCAUAUUGUUCAGUUCUACGUCAACUUGAAUCGGCAAGAAUAAAGGAAUAUUACUUUAAAGCUAAUCAUCCUUCCUCCCUCUCUGUUGGUUCUGACAAUCUAAAAUAUAGAAAUCCUAAAUAUUUGUCAAUGCUAAAUCACCUAAGGUUCUACCUUCCUGAAGUUUAUCCAAAAUUAAACAGAAUUCUAUUCUUGGAUGAUGACAUUGUAGUGCAGAAAGAUUUGACACCUCUUUGGUCAAUUGAUUUGAAAGGUAUGGUGAAUGGUGCUGUAGAGACAUGCAAGGAGAGCUUCCAUAGGUUUGAUAAAUACCUAAACUUUAGUAAUCCACUGAUUUCCAAUAACUUCAGUCCUGAGGCGUGUGGCUGGGCAUUUGGUAUGAAUAUUUUUGACUUGAAGGAGUGGAAGAAACGAAACAUCACUGGUAUCUAUCAUCGGUGGCAAGAUAUGAAUGAGGAUAGAACCCUCUGGAAGCUUGGGACCUUACCCCCGGGAUUAAUCACCUUUUAUAAUCUGACCUAUCCGUUAGAUCGAGGCUGGCAUGUUUUGGGACUUGGCUAUGACCCAGCUCUGAACCUAACAGAGAUAGAAAAUGCCGCUGUCAUUCACUACAAUGGAAACUACAAGCCGUGGUUGAAUCUUGCUGUUUCCAAAUAUAAAUCGUACUGGUCCAGAUAUGUUAUGUUCGAUAAUCCGUAUCUUCGAGUUUGCAACCUUAGCGAAUAGUGAAUUUUGUGCCCUUCACUAGUAGAUUGUACUUGUUGAGAAUGGUACAAUGCGAUAUAUUUGUCUGGUUAAAGAGAAACUGAAAUGCGAUUCAGUAAUAUUUUGAUCGAUUAAAACGUCAAUUUCGUCCUGAAAUCGGCUUUCCUUUAUUAGUUUAAUCCAUGACAUUAUAUAAAAGCAAA
Messenger RNA from Cajanus cajan (pigeon pea), 2441 nucleotides. It is a transcript of the gene GAUT3, whose product is annotated as galacturonosyltransferase 3. NCBI's taxonomy places the organism in Eukaryota, Viridiplantae, Streptophyta, Magnoliopsida, Fabales, Fabaceae. The record is from RefSeq and is a predicted model, not a curated record. Gene Ontology annotation, molecular function: polygalacturonate 4-alpha-galacturonosyltransferase activity.